AUGCCCUUGAACGGUACUGCCGGCACUGGUGCUCCGCCACCGAGCGCGCAUCCGCAGGCUGAGACAGCUUCGUGCACCAGGAACAGCACCACCGGUCUUACGGAGCACCCUGCGGUGUCGAUAGCUCACGGUGAAGCCCACGCACGCGACCUUCUUCAACACCUGCCAGGCCACCGUAUCCUCGUCACUGGUGGCUGCGGCUUCAUCGGUAGCGCCUUCAUCCGCUACUUACUCAUGUACGCUCCGGCGUCGGUGCACGUGUUUAACCUGGAUACGCUCGAGUACUGCGCCGGUGUCGACGCAGUACUCGGACCCCUCGCUGCGACGAGAGAUGAUGAUCGCGCAGCCUCGGACAGUUGCGCGUCGGCGUCGGAGGGUGCGAUCGGCACUGUCGCCUCUUGCUCCUUGCCCUGUGAUGUCUCACCAGUAUCACGCUACCAUUUCAUUGCUGGCUCUAUCCUGGAUGCGACCCUUGUGCUGGACGCGCUGCGCACCCAUCACAUUGACGUUAUUGUGCACAUGGCCGCACAGACGCACGUCGACAGAAGCUUCUCCAGAAGCGUACUCUUCACUCAGGUGAACGUCGUGGGCACGCACACGCUACUGGAGUGCGCGCGGGAGUACGGACAGCUGACGCGCUUCUUACACGUUAGCACAGACGAGGUAUACGGUGAAACCCCCGCGACAGCGCAGCCGGCCAACGAGGCUUCGAGAGUGCUGUGCCCAACGAACCCGUACGCGGCGACGAAGGCCGCAGCGGAGCACCUCGUCUCCGCCUAUUAUCACUCAUUCAAGGUGCCCGUGCUCAUCUCGCGCGGCAACAAUGCCUUCGGGCCAGGCCAGUAUCCUGAGAAGGUGAUCCCAAGCUUCAUCGUGCAUGCGCUGCGCCAGGAGCGGCUGCCGAUCCACGGUGAUGGCCAUCAUCAACGCAGCUUCCUCUAUGUAGACGACGUGGCCAGUGCAUUGUGCACCAUUCUCGUGCGCGGCGGCGUCGGUGAAGUCUACAACAUCACCAGCAAGAGGGAGUUGUCUGUGCACGAGGUCGCGCAGCGUGUCGUCGCAUGUGUCGCCGGUGACGACCACGACAAGGUGAUCGCUGCCUCUCGCGCGGACUUCGAUGCCUCCUAUGUACGCUACGUAGCGGAUCGCGCCUACAAUGACGCGCGGUACUGCACCGAAAGCGAGAAGCUGGCGGCGCAGGGCUGGGCGCCGGAGGUCUCGUUCGAAGAGGGGCUGCGCCGUACCGUCGCCUGGUAUCGCAAGCAUCCUUUGGAGACUGGCGGGUACUGGAGAGGUGCAGGUGAGGCUGGCGCCACAGCUCCUUGCAGCGACUAG
This is a messenger RNA of Leishmania mexicana MHOM/GT/2001/U1103, 1335 nucleotides long. RefSeq names its product putative GDP-mannose 4,6 dehydratase. NCBI's taxonomy places the organism in Eukaryota, Euglenozoa, Kinetoplastea, Trypanosomatida, Trypanosomatidae. Gene Ontology annotation, biological process: nucleotide-sugar metabolic process. The transcript has a single exon. Bases 1 to 1335 code for a protein of 444 amino acids. The record is from RefSeq and is a predicted model, not a curated record. Gene Ontology annotation, molecular function: dTDP-glucose 4,6-dehydratase activity.